Topomyia yanbarensis is the source of this 1281-nucleotide messenger RNA. Its product is annotated as ketimine reductase mu-crystallin. Gene Ontology annotation, cellular component: cytoplasm. The record is from RefSeq and is a predicted model, not a curated record. NCBI's taxonomy places the organism in Eukaryota, Metazoa, Arthropoda, Insecta, Diptera, Culicidae. The transcript is spliced from 5 exons. The coding region runs from base 330 to 1187 and encodes 285 amino acids. Gene Ontology annotation, molecular function: hormone binding.
GGUGAGGUGACAUUUUUGUGACAAACGUCACCAAAGUGACUGUGAGAAUCGCAAUUUUCUGAGUCACGUCACGGAAGAAAAUAAAUUCAUAAAAUUUUUUUACGUUUGCGUUCGCAAACCAACUAGCUACGAUACGUCCAAUAGCUUCAAAUCAACCUGUGUUUAUUAGCGAAAGUGAGCUAAAACAGCAUACAAAUUGGAAGGAGAUAACACUCGCACUCGGGGAAGCAUUUUUAUCUGUUUCCAAUACGGCUAAGUCAAGCGAUCACCCGCACAGCUCACAGCCACAGAGGUCAUUUGUGAGUACAGAUGGAGGAGUUUUAUUGUGUAUGCCGGGUUUCAUUGGGAAUCAUAGUGUGUUUAAAAAUGCCCCAAUGAAAACGCGCCAGUCUACAUUGGCCUGCAAAUUGAUUACAAGUUUUGCAGCGAAUCCCGAGAGAAACCCAUCGCUUCCAGCUAUAAAUGGGAAUAUUUUUUUGUUCGACGAAAUUACUGGGAAACUGCAGGCCACAUUGGAAGCAAAUUACCUCACUGGGUUGAGAACGGCGGCUGCAUCAAUUGUCGCUACCGAGCAGGUGUUUUUCCCGAGGAUUCAAGAUAAAUCAAAACUAGUUCUGGGAAUUGUUGGAACAGGAACACAAGGCGAGUUUCAUGCUAUUGGAUUCAUGAAUACCCACGCGUUUCAUCGAAUUAAACUUUGGAAUCGUACACGAUCUCGUAGCGAAAAACUUAAAAGCAAGUUAGUCGCAAUGGCACCGAGUAGUGUUAACCCUGAAGUUAAAAUAACAGUUCAUGACACCGCUGAAGAUUGCUGCAAGGAUUGUGAUAUUAUCGUUACAGCUACCAGUUCUAGCGAAUCUCUGGUGUUCAAGCGGUUCCUAAAAUCCAAUGUCCACAUUAAUGCAAUCGGAGCUAGAGCCAUUCAUCAUAUUGAAAUAGAUCAAGAUAUUUAUGACCAUUGCCAAGUAUUCAUCGACUAUUGGGAUGGAGCUCGUGCGGAACUAGCUGCAUUGAAGGCAAACAUUGUUGGUGAAAUAGGAGAAGUUAUGUUAGAGAAGAAAAUCAUCCCAACUGGAGGUAUAACUGUUUUCCAAUCACUUGGCAUGGCUGUUGAAGAUGCUGUCAUAGCUCGUUUAUUUUACACCAAACAUACCUUGUCAAAAGCUGAACACUCAAGUUCGGCUUAAAAUGCCUAAUCAGGUGUUUUACAAAUCGUAAUAAAAAUUAUUUUGUGUUUUCACUUUCAAAUAUGGAAUAAAGUCCUACAAGGCCCCGUUUGUU